AUGAUUGGCGUCGGGGUCAUGGCCUACGCCGGUGCUGGCCUCUUUCUCUCCGAUAAAGCAGAGGAGAAGUUCGGCCUCACACCUACCGAGAAGGACAUGGCCGACCUACGCGAAUCGCUGCCCAAAAUCUCCACGGUCGACAGGAAGGAGCGAUGA
This is a messenger RNA of Parastagonospora nodorum SN15, 156 nucleotides long. RefSeq lists its product as hypothetical. The transcript has a single exon. The coding region runs from base 1 to 156 and encodes 51 amino acids. Lineage: Eukaryota; Fungi; Ascomycota; Dothideomycetes; Pleosporales; Phaeosphaeriaceae. The record is from RefSeq and is a predicted model, not a curated record.